AUGUAUGAGCCUGCCAUGGGAGCGCAUCCGGACACCAUAAUGAAUCAACAAGACACGUCAUCAGCAAGACAAACGGUACAAGACGCGCCGGCUUGGUCUGGGGCAUCUGCGAGCUUGAACCAUUUUGACUUCGCCUCCGCUCCGUCCAGUGUUUCAAUGCCAUCCUUCGAUCCCGCAAUCAAUGCACUUGCCGAUCUAUCAUUCACACAACCGCCGGCGACUUCCAUGCCCGAAGAGCAGCCAGGCGUCUUUCAACCCAGGGAUUUACACGACAAGAAGAGAAUAAAGGUUGAGCCGGAUAUACCCGCAUUGGACUCUAUAGAUUAUUGGCUCUCGUUCGACGAUGAUCUUGACAACAUGGGCAGCUUUGAGAUUGACUACUCCAAGCGGCUGGAAUCUCUCCCACAAAAUAGAUCCGGCCUGAUGACGGAAAUUAUGCCUGGCCUUGGCACCGGACUGUAUACUACAGCUCCCGCGCCUUUCAGAGAGGAGGAUUUCUUCGACGAUAGUGCCUUCGAGCAAGCCCUCUCCGAGGACGAGGAAAUGUUUGAGACAACAGACGAGGUCGAUGACGGAUCGACGCAGCCUGGCGAGACAUUGGCGUCUCGGCAGUAUAUCGAAAACGACCCCGCCGGCUUCAAAACCCCCCCAACUCUAAACAAAUCGCAGCCUGGCCUGCUCCCUACCUCCAGCACGGCGACAGAUGACCCGAGGCAUGUGGGGAAGAAUGCCUGCGCUCAGAGCUCCGAUGCCCAUGAGCAGCGGCGAAUGCUUGAGGAAGCUCUGAACUCGGGGAGGAUACCUGGAGCAUUGCUCCCACCAAACGGAUUUGGGAUCGGCUUCGGCGCGGGCAUGGGGUGCAGACCAUCGCAAGAACGGGGAAAACGGCCAGCGAGUCAGCAUGUCCAACCUGCGAAAAGCCAACCAAGGCCAAUACGCGCCAAAGAUGGCAAUGAAUCCGAUGAAGCCGACUCCAAAAAGCAGACGAGGCCAGCCGCCACAGCCAGAGCGAGCUCGUCCAAGAGAGCCGGACCCUCGGGGCAGCCCAAACCCAGGCCUGCCGACAGAAUAGCCCACAAUGAUGUCGAGCGGAAAUAUCGCACCAACCUGAAGGACAAGAUUUCCGAGUUGCGCGCUGCCGUCCCAGCCUUGCAAGCCUCCAGCCGCGACGGGGAACCAGAAGGCGGCUCCGCAGGAGGCCAGCGAAGCGGUGUCAAGAUAAGCAAGGGCACCGUCUUGACGACGGCAACUGAAUAUAUUCAUCAUCUCGAGGCUAGGAAUAGGGCCAUUGCCCAGGAACAUCAGCAACUCGCGCGGAGACUGCAAGCUUUGGAGACGCUCCUCAAAGGCGUGGGUCGACCAGGCGACAAGAUGAUGCCGAAUUACAGCAUGACGCUCUUCGACCCGCGGGGAUUCUGUUGA
Molecule: messenger RNA, 1422 nt
Organism: Ustilaginoidea virens
Lineage: Eukaryota; Fungi; Ascomycota; Sordariomycetes; Hypocreales; Clavicipitaceae
Exons: 3
Coding region: 1-1422 (473 amino acids)
Molecular function (GO): protein dimerization activity
Source: RefSeq, a predicted model, not a curated record